GCUGCAGCUUCCCCCGAACCCGCUGGACGAGAUCAUGCGGAGGCUGGGGGGCCCUGCGAAGGUUGCCGAGCUGACGGGCAGAUCACGGCGCCUGGUUUUCAACGAGCUCACGGGCGAGACGCGCUUCGAGGAGCGAGGGGACGGUGCGAAUCUGCAGGAGCUGCGAUCCUUUCAGUCGGGCCGCAAGCAGGUCGCCAUCGUCACCGAGGCCGCAAGUGCUGGCAUCAGUCUGCACUGCGACAGGCGAUUACCUGAAGAGGCACAAAGGCCACGGUACAUGAUCUCGAUUGAGAUGCCCUGGGAGGCCGACAAGGCCAUCCAGCAGCUUGGGCGCGUCCACCGGAGCAACCAGCGGGCUGGGCGCCAAGCGCUCGAUGACACGUAA
Symbiodinium natans is the source of this 385-nucleotide messenger RNA. The record is from the annotation of a GenBank genome assembly. NCBI's taxonomy places the organism in Eukaryota, Dinophyceae, Suessiales, Symbiodiniaceae.